AUGGGUCGCGUCAUUCGCAAUCAGAGAAAGGGUGCUGGUUCCAUCUUCACCUCCCACACCCGUUUAAGAAAGGGUGCUGCUAAGCUCAGAAAGCUCGACUACGUUGAGCGUGAGGGCUACAUCCGCGGUGUCGUUAAGCAGAUUGUUCACGACCCUGGUCGAGGUGCUCCUCUUGCCAAGGUUGUCUUCCGCGACCCUUACAAGUACAAGCUCCGUGAGGAGACCUUCAUUGCCAAUGAGGGUGUCUACACUGGCCAGUUCAUCUACGCCGGUGCUAAGGCCUCCCUUAACGUUGGUAACAUUCUUCCUUUGGGCUCUGUUCCUGAGGGUACCAUCCUCUCCAACGUUGAGGAGAAGCCUGGUGACCGUGGUUCCCUCGGCAGAACCUCUGGUAACUACGUUAUCGUUGUUGGCCACAAUGCUGAUGAGGGCAAGACUAGAUUGAAGCUUCCCUCUGGUGCCAAGAAGAUUGUUUCUUCCAACGCCCGUGGUGUCAUUGGUGUUGUUGCCGGUGGUGGUCGUAUUGACAAGCCCCUCCUUAAGGCUGGCAGAGCCUUCCACAAGUACAAGGUCAAGAGAAACUCGUGGCCCAGAACUCGUGGUGUUGCCAUGAAUCCCGUCGACCAUCCCCAUGGUGGUGGUAACCAUCAGCACAUUGGUAAGGCCUCUACCAUCUCCAGAAACGCUGUUCCUGGUCAAAAGGUCGGUCUUAUUGCUGCCAGAAGAACUGGUCUCCUCAGAGGUACUCAAAAGACCAAGGAUUAA
This is a messenger RNA of Magnusiomyces paraingens, 765 nucleotides long. Its product is annotated as 60S ribosomal protein uL2. Gene Ontology annotation, biological process: cytoplasmic translation. Gene Ontology annotation, cellular component: ribosome; cytosolic large ribosomal subunit. Lineage: Eukaryota; Fungi; Ascomycota; Dipodascomycetes; Dipodascales; Dipodascaceae. The record is from RefSeq and is a predicted model, not a curated record. Gene Ontology annotation, molecular function: RNA binding; structural constituent of ribosome. The transcript is spliced from 2 exons. Bases 1 to 765 code for a protein of 254 amino acids.